Molecule: messenger RNA, 5484 nt
Organism: Hemibagrus wyckioides
Lineage: Eukaryota; Metazoa; Chordata; Actinopteri; Siluriformes; Bagridae
Gene: slc25a22a
Product: solute carrier family 25 member 22a
Exons: 11
Coding region: 509-1453 (314 amino acids)
Biological process (GO): aspartate transmembrane transport; L-glutamate transmembrane transport; malate-aspartate shuttle
Molecular function (GO): L-aspartate transmembrane transporter activity; L-glutamate transmembrane transporter activity
Source: RefSeq, a predicted model, not a curated record
UAUUUUUACCUCAAGGUCACGGAGUGUGUAGCAGGCUAUGUCGUCAUGGUGACGCAGUGCUCAUCGCCCCGCCCCUUCCACUCUAGCUGCAAUAACGGGGAGUAGCACAAGGGGGCGCAGAUCUCUCUCUACACUACUCUUGCCUUCUUGUCAUCCCGGCACCGCAUUCCUUUUAGCUCUCACCUCUCCUCCUCAGCUUCUCCUCCGGUCCUUCACAGUGUCUUGUUUCGGGGGUUUGUUUAGUUUCCCCACCCUUCUAGUUUUAGAGACACCAGGCUGAAAACGGUCGGCUGCAGUCGGCGUGUCGGAGGGCAUCAUCAGGAGUGAAGAAGACGUGAUUAGGGGCUUAAACACAACGGGACGCACGACACUACGGUACCCUUGGUCAAAGUGAAUGUGUGUACACACACGCUGAAACCUUACCGACUCUACGCAAGAUAUCCAGAGGACAUACCCCGAUACAAAAAACCCUCUCUAACACACAAUAAAGAGGUGUGGGCUGACAUAAAUGGCUGACAAACAGAUCAGUUUGCCUGCCAAGUUAAUAAAUGGGGGUAUCGCCGGCCUGAUUGGUGUCACCUGUGUAUUUCCCAUUGACUUGGCCAAGACCCGCUUACAGAACCAGCAGAAUGGCUCUCGUCUCUACACCAGCAUGUCAGAUUGCCUUAUCAAAACCAUUCGCUCUGAAGGAUACUUUGGGAUGUACAGAGGUGCCGCUGUGAACUUAACUCUCGUUACUCCAGAGAAAGCCAUAAAGCUGGCUGCCAAUGAUUUCUUUAGGCACCAUCUCUCCAAGGACGGGCAGAAGCUCACACUGUUUAGAGAAAUGCUGGCAGGCUGUGGUGCAGGUACAUGUCAGGUCAUUGUUACAACACCGAUGGAGAUGCUGAAAAUCCAGCUGCAAGACGCGGGAAGAAUUGCUGCUCAGAGAAAACUGAUGCCACAGGCCGUGUCUCCUGGUGGCCCUGUUGAGGUGAAGAGCCCGACUGCUAUGCAGCUCACACGAGAGUUGCUGAGAGAAAAAGGCAUUGCUGGACUCUAUAAAGGGCUAGGGGCCACUCUGCUCAGGGAUGUCCCUUUCUCGGUCAUCUACUUUCCUCUGUUUGCUAAUCUGAAUAACUUGGGGAAGAGAGGAGAGGACGGUCCUGCUCCCUUCUACGUCUCCUUCAUAUCAGGCUGCAUCGCUGGCAGUACAGCUGCUGUAGCUGUUAACCCUGUAGAUGUGAUAAAAACCCGAUUGCAGUCACUAACACGUGGUAAUCAGGAGGACACAUACAGCGGGGUGACUGACUGCAUCAGGAAGAUUCUGCGUAACGAAGGUCCCGCUGCUUUCCUGAAAGGUGCAUACUGCCGUGCUCUCGUCAUCGCGCCACUCUUCGGGAUUGCUCAGGUCGUCUACUUCCUGGGUGUUGGUGAAUUUAUCCUCAGCUUUUUACCCAAGCGGAACAAUUAACCGAUCGGUUCUGCUUUCUGCCUUCCCAUCUACACUGCACCAGUUAAGACCUCUUCCCUACUGCCUCCAACUCAAGUCAAUGUGUUGCCUGGAGGUGACUUUAUUUUUGUCUGUUUAUUUUAUUAUUGUGUAAUUUUACUGAAAUGUAUGUUUCAUUUUUGGAUGAAUGUGACAAUCAAAUUAUGAUGAGAAGAGAUUUGUUUUUUUGGAAUGUUUGCCAAAUUCCCUGAGGGGGCCUGUUAGUCCUCAGCUGAAGCACAGGCCAUGAAAUUCUUAAUCCAACAUGCCAAAGUUGUUGGUUACUUGUUUAUGGAGCAUCAUAUGAAAUCUCAACAAAAUAGUAAUUCUGUUUUUCAAUUUUACAAAGAUAAAAGUUUUCAGUUACAGGAUGAAAAACAACACUUAAAUUCUUGUCAUGACCUUUGGGUAGAUUUCCCAUUAUUAUUAUGAUAUGAAUUCCUUCAAGCCUAGAAUGUGUAUUUUUGGCCUUGAAUGACCUCGAGGCAUUAUUGGUGUAUAUGCACUUGAAAGUUUUGUGUACGUGUAUGUGUGUGAGAUGCAAUAGUCGUUUACUGUCUCAGAUGGACUGCAGGUCUGGAGUAAACACACACACACACACACACACACACUGAUGUUGAGCUUUGAGUCUUAUGAUAGCAGCACACACAGCGCAGAUGACUAAUAUCAGCUUGAGCCCUCUCACACUAUGACUUUCCAUCUGUGGAGAGAUAGUCCAUUAUGCACUACGUCAUGGAGAGCAGUGCUGUUUAAAUAAACUGAACGCACACUACGGCUGUGUCCUUAAGAGCUAAAAGUAGCAGUUUCCACUUGUACUUGUUUGUAAUCCUACUCCGCUUACCCGCUCCACUCUGGCUAAAACUAGCCCUUGCACUAAGAACCGUGACAGAAAACGUAAUUAUUGUGUCAUGCACAUGUGUGCAUUCACGGACUUCUUACAUACUCUGAGAGCAACUUUAAUGCAUUACAGCCCUCAGAUCAGUGCUGAUUAUAGUUCUCUGAGGCAUUUUACCUAGCAGCCCUUAUAUAACGCUAACAUUAAAAACAAUCCCCCUGAAAGCACAAACAUUGCCUAUGUGUAAUCACAGAUCCUGCUUGGUUUGGCAGCAGACUUGCUCUCAUGAGCUUGUGUUUAAAGUCUUAUUACAGCUGCUAGUGGGCUUUUGAGCAAAAGGAGAAUGUCAGUAAAAAUGUGCUGCAUGCUGAGCCGUCCCUUUUUUUUUAAACAAUAAAUGUGCACUGGUCUGUUCUUUGUAAUGUUAGUUAUUGCUAAUGUAAUUAGAUUACAUCUAAUUGAAUCACAUUUCGCUGCUCUUACAGUACAGGCUAGGGUCAUUUUACAUCUUUUACCCUGCAAACCAGAUCUCAUACAUUAGAUAUUAUAUUUUGUGAGUUGGUACAGACAUGUGGAAAUGUUAAAUAGUGCACGUAAUCCAUCGAUAAAUAUUUAUUUGGUCUAUGUGAAAUUCCUCAGCUGCAUUUUUCCAGGCAGGUGUAAGCUUUCUUAAAACUGACAAAUGACUAAAGCAUCUCUCAUACAAGAUCAUUUUAAAUACAGAAUCCAAUGCUGUGAUUUUAGAAUGGCUUUUUUUAAUCAGUAAGAGAUUGAUGAUGUAAUAUCAUUAAUAUCGUUUUUUUCCCUCAUAUCUUAUCCCCCCCAUGCAUUGCGUGCCCAUGGUGAGUUGUGGCCUCUUAUUGGCUAGUGAGAGAUGAAGGUGACUUUGAAGAGUGAUAGCUAAUCAUAUGAUGUCUUUUCAGUGCUGUGUAGUGAAAGGGCAAAAGCACAUGCUGAGUGAUGUUUCAAAAAAGAUUCUGUCUUAUCUGCUGGGAGUAAAAUGAUAUUUAUCAAAAGUAUAUAUCUAUAUAUAUAUAUGUGUGUGUGUGUGUGUGUGUGUGUGUUUUAUUGUUGCUCGUCUGUAUUAAUGGUUUAAUGAAUAUGUGCAGAUUAUAUUUUUGUUUUUGUUGUGUAGGUGAUGGCUUAUUUUGCACACUUCCCCUUAUCAUGCUCUCUUUUAAACUUUUACAUUUUUGUUUUAACAGUAAUUGUAUCCAGGAGCAUUAGGACCCAAAAAGCUGCCCCAUGAGAAAUUUACAUUAACUUAAAUUAACUGCCACAGUUGGUACAUUUCUUAAAGUCCAGAUGAAGUUCAAAAAUCUCCAACAAGUCAAAAUAAGUCAAGUAUAUAUGCAACGACAAGCAUUUAUAGUCAGAAACAAGGCGUCUAGGCUUUUACGUGACGCUCCCCUGCACAAAGAGAGCCUGUUUUAUGACUGCCAAACAAACCCUGACCAAAUCCCUACUCAAAAGACUUAUGCUCCUGAGGCCUGCCGCCAGCCUACCUCUCUAGAGAUUAGCUGUAUAGAAUUAGCAUGUGCGCUACAGGAAAAAGCCAUUUAAGCGGAGGUCUUUACUGCAGUGAAUUGGAACUGGGAAGGAGAAAUGGUUUUAUGGAAAUCUUUUUCUCAUCCUGGUUCACUGGUAUUGAUGAAGAGUUAGUUAUUUAAUACCACAAUGCAGUUAUUUAUUUACAGUAUAGUUUUUUUGGGGGGGUUAGACAGCCCAAAGUUUCGACAGCUGCAAAGAUGGGACACCAAAAGAUUGUUUACAUGGUUCUCCUUCUUGUUUAUUAUGCUGUGUCAUCUGUUUCUUUGCAGUUUGUGUUUUACACAUUUUUAUUUGAACAUGUUCAGUGUUCGGUCUCACUUUGAAGGCUUUGUGAAUGUGUCCCAGUGACACCUUGCUCUCCAUGUUUGCCUUGUGCUUCUUCUUCUUCUUUUUUUUCCAGCCGGAAUUUUAUUUGUCUUUUUCCUGCACAUUCCAAAUGCUCUUUUGUGAUAUUUAAUUCUUUACAUAACUGUGAUUAUUAUUUCUGUUAAUUUCUGUUCAAACUUUUUAACGUCAUGUGAUUACUGGUGUUUUUAUUCCUGAUUGUAAAAAGAGAUUUAUUUUUUAAAUCUCUCUAGUUGUAAUUGUGACGAUGUCUGAUUCAUCAGUUGUGAACUGACUGUAAAGUGAAACUUAAUAGUAUAUUCUGUGGGGUUGUGUGUGGCAGGUGUGGUGUGUGCGUUUAGGUGUGUGUGUGUAUGUGACUGUCACUUAUUGUGAUGUGCAAUUUAUAUUUUAUAUCCUAUAUAAUUUAUAUUCCUACUUUCCCUCAAUGAUUCCCUACAUUCUGUCCAUCAUUCCCUUUGCCCCGAAUAGAGAGGUGUAGGAGAUACACACCAAAAAGAUUUAUUUAUAAUCAUGAAGAAGCAAAAAAGCACAAAGAAAGAUCAGGCACAAGCUCUACACUUGCGUCCACACACGCACCCACCCACCCACACACACACAACCCUUUUGUUAAUGAGGAGUUCUCAACUGUACACUAGAGUUAAGAUCCUCUGAUACAGGGUGUUUAAUGAAUACAUAAAUACCUUAACUGUAGUGUGUUAUAACUUAGAUUGAAUUUGUGCUUUUUUAAUAGUUGCACAUUUCUAUAGUCUAUGUAUUGCGGUCCAUAACAUAUUUUAAACCUUAUAACAAAACCAGAGAAUAUACCUUUGAAUAUUAUGACCAAUGUUGAAGAUUCCAAUUUAGUAGGUUAGAUGCCAGUUCCCUAAGAUUCAAAUACAUAUAAUGUGAGUGUAAGUAAAAUAGAUAGACUAUAUAAUAACCAGCUUACUUAUAUGCAAUAAUAAUAAUAAUAAUAAAAAUGAGACACUAUAAACAGGAGGACUAACCUGUCAGAUCUCUGCAACAAUGUAAUGCAGCUUUUGUGGAUUCCGUUAUAGGCUGUAGAAGUAGCACAUCAAACUCCUAACUCCUUGUUUUCUUCCUCCAAGAGGAAUAGUGCAAAUAAACACUUUAAAACAAACAGCGCGCUUUCUCUAUUUUGUGUGAUGGGGAAAUUGCUUUAAAUGCAAAGGAUAUAAACCUUUUUAAAUCCUUGCUGUUUUCCAUAUACAACAUGGAUAGACAAUGUGUUGCAUUCUUGUGUCAGAGAUGAUUGUUCAAUAAAAUGGAUUUGUCAUGA